CAAUUAUACUUUCUACUGGGCCUUUUCUGAGGCUAUCACAAAAAUAAGUCUUCUUAUCCAACACAAGAUUUUAAUAACAGACAGUUCAUUGCCUGAUUAUUCCCAAACAAUCCCUUGCUGACUGCCUGUGCUGCAGAUUUGAGGAACAUAUAUAUUGAACUGGAUCAUGUCUUCCAUUAAGAUUGAGUUGGUUGUCAGAGACACAUACAGAAUUGGAGAGUCCCCAAUAUGGGAAGAAAAGGAAGGCACUCUGCUGUAUGUGGAUAUCACCGGACAGAAGGUUUGCAGGUGGAACCCCAGUACUAAUAAAGUGCAAGGUGUAUCUGUGGAUGCACCUGUUGGCUCUGUAGCAUUACGGAAGUCAGGUGGUUAUGUUGUUGCCCUUGGUACCAGGUUUGGAGCUCUGAAUUGGGAGGACCAGUCAGUAACUACACUUGCCCAUGUUGAUGAAGACAAACCCAAUAACCGAUUUAAUGAUGGAAAGGUUGACCCAGUAGGAAGAUUUCUUGCAGGCACCAUGUCCCAGGAGAUCAGACCUGCUGUUGUAGAGAGGCAACAGGGCUCACUGUACACUCUCUAUCCCGACCGUUCAGUAGUGAAACACUUUGACAAGGUGGACAUCUCUAAUGGCUUAGACUGGUCCCUGGAUCACAAAACCCUCUAUUACAUUGACAGCCUUUCCUAUACUGUGGAUGCAUUAGACUAUGACAUAAACACAGGAAAAUCUUCAAAUCGCCGGCAUUUGUAUAAAUUGGAGAAGGAUGAAGGAAUCCCAGAUGGGAUGUGCAUUGAUGCAGAAGGGAAGCUUUGGGUGGCUUGUUACAGUGGGGGCCGAGUGAUACGCUUAGAUCCUGAAACAGGAAAGAGAAUACAAACUGUAAAAUUACCAGUGGACAAAACAACUUCCUGCUGUUUUGGAGGAAAAGAUUAUUCAGAAAUGUACGUAACAUCUGCUUGUGAUGGGAUGGAUGAAGAUCUGAAAGCCCGUCAGCCACAGUCUGGAGGCAUUUACAAGAUAACUGGACUUGGCAUAAAAGGAAUAGCACCAACAGCAUAUGCAGGUUAAAAACACAGAAACAGCAAUUGCAUACUGUAACCCCUUACAGCAGAUGGCUGUUAAUUUGAUGAAUCUCACAUUAACAAACUUACUAACUGUUAAAGAAAACUAUCAGACUUGGCAUCUCCAAUUUCUAUCCCAAUAUCAUAACUGCUAAAAUAAAACAAAUAAAGAUCUAGAUUUUUUUUAAA
Bombina bombina (fire-bellied toad) is the source of this 1248-nucleotide messenger RNA. It is a transcript of the gene RGN, whose product is annotated as regucalcin. Gene Ontology annotation, molecular function: gluconolactonase activity; enzyme regulator activity; calcium ion binding. Gene Ontology annotation, biological process: L-ascorbic acid biosynthetic process. The transcript is spliced from 7 exons. NCBI's taxonomy places the organism in Eukaryota, Metazoa, Chordata, Amphibia, Anura, Bombinatoridae. The record is from RefSeq and is a predicted model, not a curated record. Bases 167 to 1066 code for a protein of 299 amino acids.